Molecule: messenger RNA, 1563 nt
Organism: Brassicogethes aeneus
Lineage: Eukaryota; Metazoa; Arthropoda; Insecta; Coleoptera; Nitidulidae
Source: the annotation of a GenBank genome assembly
UUAACAUUUUUAAUUAUUUGUUGAAAAAUAAGUUGCCAUCAAAAUAAAUUCUUUGUCCCACUGUGCAUUUGGUAACACGAAAUAUGGAAAAAUAAAACUAGUAAACUAAAACUUCUUUGUAAAUACAACAAACAAUAAAAGCAACAACAAUUAGAUCUGCCAACAACGGUAAACCUCUAUAAAUAAAAACCGGCAAAAAAAAUGAGGUUAUGUUAUAAAUAAUGCCAAAAAUUUGACAAAUUUCACUAAAAUCCGCAAAAUGCUUUCAAAAUUCCUGAUUCCAAGGCAAAUACGUGCCUUCAGUCUGCAAAAAAUCAACCAAACCGGCAGUAAAAAGCUUGAUUAUGAGUCGAAGAACCUUACGAAACAACUGGUUCAACGUAUAAAGAUUGGGGGGCCUCUGACGGUGGCGGAGUACAUGAAAGAAGUGCUGACGCACCCUGCAGGGGGUUACUACAUGCAUAAGGAUGUUUUCGGGGAGCAAGGUGAUUUCAUUACGUCACCUGAAAUCACGCAAAUGUUUGGUGAAAUGUUGGCCGUUUGGUUUUUAAAUGAAUGGCAAAAGCUUGGAUCACCAGUACCAUUGCAGUUCGUUGAGUUGGGGCCUGGUAGAGGUACACUUUCGAACGAUAUUUUGAAUGUUUUUGGGCACUUAAAGGCGCUACAUCGGGCUUCACUACAUCUGGUAGAAGUGAGUCCUGCUUUAAGCGAUAUACAAGCAAAGAGGUUAUGUAAGCAAGUCACCCCGAUAUCUGAGAGUAAAGUGUACAGGGAGGGUAUUUAUAAGGCUGGUAUACCUGUAAAAUGGUACAAUCAAAUGCAAGAUGUCCCGAAAGGUUUUUCAAUGUUUAUUGCGCAUGAAUUUUUUGAUGCGUUGCCCAUACACAAAUUUCACAAGACUUAUCAGGGCUUCAGGGAAGUCCUAAUAGACUUGGACCCCAACGUAGACUCCCCGAAACCCCACUUCAGAUACGUCCUAGCGAAAAACAAGACACCAAUGUCAAAAUAUCUGGUAUCAAAGAAUGAGAACCGUGAUCACAUAGAAGUGUCACCAGAUUCUAUUUUUAUCAUUGAAAAUAUCUGCAAGAGACUUGUAGAAUGCGGCGGAAUCGCCUUAUUCUGUGACUACGGACAUAAUGGAGACGGAACUGAUACCUUUAGAGCCUUUAAAAAACACGUUCAAGUGAAUCCUUUGGAAAACCCAGGUUCAAGCGACUUAACUGCAGAUGUAGACUUUUCUAUGAUUAAACAGGUUGUUGAAAACGUUGGUGGGGUCAUACCAUAUGGUCCCAUAUCUCAACGGGAAUUUUUACUUAAAGUUGGUCUGGAAUGUCGAUUUAAAAACCUUUUAGGAUCUCUAACAGAUAAAGAACAUAUAAGGAAUUUAACUGCUUCAUAUGAAAUGUUAACAAGGGAUGAUAAAAUGGGCAAAAGAUUCAAAUUUUUCGCAAUUUUUCCGGAAACGCUUAGGAAAAUCUUGGAUAAAUUCCCAGUUGUUGGGUUUUAAUAAAAAUUAUUUUUAAAUUGUAAAUUACAUUGUAAAUAAAAAAAUUGUGAAUUUUU